This is a messenger RNA of Entrophospora candida, 460 nucleotides long. The record is from the annotation of a GenBank genome assembly. Lineage: Eukaryota; Fungi; Glomeromycota; Glomeromycetes; Entrophosporales; Entrophosporaceae.
AUGGAUGAAACUCACAUGUAUUUUGAUAUGUUAAGAGGAUUGACUGUUAAUAAAAAAGGUGAAAAAACAGUACAUAUUAAAAGUAUUGGUAAUAAAAAAAAUAGAUUUAUUGUAGUAUUGACUUGUGCGUUGAAGACAGAGUCAAUAAAGGAAUUGAUAAGGAACCCUGCAUUAAUGGUUUAUGUUUCUUUUCCUGGUCACUUAGAAGAACCUGUCAAACAAAAAUUUGAGUUCAAUUAUUUUAAUUUAGCUGUUAUUCCAGGUGGGUGCACAAGUAUCUGCCAACCACUUGAUUUUUCAAUAAAUAAACCAUUCAAAGAUCAUUUGAGAAGGGAUAGUGGUAAUGGUGGUGUUACUGCAGGUGUUUGUCUACGGCGUGCAUAUAUCAAAGAUGAUAAUAAUGUUUAUGAAUUACUUGAAGCGUUGAAAGAAUUAGAGGAGAAGGAAAAUAUUGAAAAUA